CAGUCAGAGAGACGUGACUCUAACUCUUUACCUCAGAGACGUGACUCUAACUCUUUACCUCAGAGACGUGACUCUAACUCUUCACCUCAGAGACGUGACUCUAACUCUUCACCUCAGAGACGUGACUCUAACUCUUCACCUCAGAGUCGUGACUCUAACUCUUUACCUCAGAGUCGUGACUCUAACUCUUUACCUCAGAGUCGUGACUCUAACUCUUCACCUCAGAGACGUGACUCUAACUGUUUUAGAGCUCCACCAUCAUCAUGACCGUGUAUGAAGUUAGCAGCCUGCUAAUGGGGAGCGCUGUUGGGAACAUAAUCAGUGACAACCUGACGUUGGCGAUUCUGGUGACGUCAGCUUUCACUCUCACACUGGCGUAUUUAUCUAAAGCGGUGUUUAAACAGGCGCACGAUCGACGUGACGGACACAAAUAUCCUCCAUACAUCCCCUCCAGUCUGCCAUACUUGGGCCAUGCCAUCGCCUUUGGGAGAAGCCCCAUUGACUUCCUGGAAAACGCUCACAAAAAGUACGGACCUGUGUUCAGCUUUACCAUGGUGGGGAAAACCUUCACCUAUCUGGUGGGAAGUGAAGCAGCCGCUCUGAUGUUCAACAGUAAAAAUGAAGACCUGAACGCAGAGGACGUUUAUUCACAACUGACCACGCCGGUGUUCGGCAAAGGAGUCGCCUAUGAUGUCCCAAACCAUGUGUUUCUGGAGCAGAAGAAGCUGUUGAAGACUGGUCUAAAUGUGGCUCGCUUUAAAAGGCAUGUACAGAUAAUUGAAGAAGAAACAAGGCUGUAUUUCACCCGCUGGGGGGAUAGUGGGGAGAAAAAUCUGUUUGAGAGUCUGAGUGAGCUGAUCAUCCUGACGGCGAGUCACUGUCUGCACGGCGUGGAGAUCCGCAGCGUCCUCACCGAGAGUGUUGCUCAGCUCUACACUGACCUCGACGGAGGAUUUACCCACGCUGCCUGGAUAUUACCACACUGGGUUCCUUUACCCAGUUUCAGGCAGAGAGACCGAGCUCACGUAGCAAUCAAAGAAAUCUUUUACAAAGUGAUUGAGAAACGCAGGAAGAGUGCAGAGAAAGAAGACGACAUCCUCCAGACACUCCUAGAUGCCACAUACAAAAACGGCCGUUCUCUGAGUGAUGAUGAGAUUUCUGGAAUGUUGAUUGGUCUGUUGUUGGCGGGUCAGCACACAUCCUCCACCACCAGUGCAUGGUUAGGCUUCUUCCUGGCACGAGACUCUUCACUACAGAAGCGCUGCUACAGCGAACAGAAACACGUGUGUGGAGAAAACCUGCCACCUAUCACCUACGAACAGCUGAAGGAGCUGACCGUGUUGGACCGAUGUCUGAAGGAAACUCUGAGGCUGCGACCUCCAAUCAUGACCAUGAUGAGAAUGGCUCGAACUCCUCAGAAAGUUGGAGAAUACACCAUCCCUGCAGGACACCAGGUGUGUGUGUCUCCCACAGUAAACCAUCGGCUCCAGGACACCUGGACAAAUCGACUGGACUUUGACCCUGACCGCUACCUUGGUGAUAACCCCGCUGCUGAGGAGAAAUUCGCCUACGUGCCGUUUGGAGCAGGUCGUCACCGGUGCAUCGGGGAGAACUUCGCUUAUGUGCAGAUCAAAACCAUUUGGUCAACCUUGUUGGGCUUGUUUGAGUUUGAGCUGGUAGAUGGAUAUUUCCCUACUGUGAACUACACCACCAUGAUACACACACCCAACAACCCCAUCAUCAGAUACAGACGGAGGACAAAACACACACCAUGAUACAUAUACACACACACACACACACACACACACCCAACAACCCCAUCAUCAGAUACAGACGGAGGACAAAACACACACCAUGAUACACACACACACACACACACACACACCCAACAACCCCAUCAUCAGAUACAGACGGAGGACAAAACACACACCAUGAUACACACACACACACACACACACACACACCCAACAACCCCAUCAUCAGAUACAGACGGAGGACAAAACACACACCAUGAUACAUAUACACACACACACACACACACACCCAACAACCCCAUCAUCAGAUACAGACGGAGGACAAAACACACACCAUGAUACAUAUACACACACACACACACACACACACACACCCAACAACCCCAUCAUCAGAUACAGACGGAGGACAAAACACACACCAUGAUACAUAUACACACACACACACACACACACACCCAACAACCCCAUCAUCAGAUACAGACGGAGGACAAAACACACACCAUGAUACAUAUACACACACACACACACACACACACACACACACCCAACAACCCCAUCAUCAGAUACAGACGGAGGACAAAACACACACCAUGAUACAUAUACACACACACACACACACACACACACACACACACCCAACAACCCCAUCAUCAGAUACAGACGGAGGACAAAACACACACCAUGAUACAUAUACACACACACACACACACACACACACACACCCAACAACCCCAUCAUCAGAUACAGACGGAGGACAAAACACACACCAUGAUACAUAUACACACACACACACACACACACACACACCCAACAACCCCAUUAUCAGAUACAGACGGAGGACAAAACACAAACCAUGAUACAUAUACACACACACACACACACACACACACACCCAACAACCCCAUCAUCAGAUACAGACGGAGGACAAAACACACACCAUGAUACAUAUACACACACACACACACACACACACACACCCAACAACCCCAUCAUCAGAUACAGACGGAGGACAAAACACACACCAUGAUACAUAUACACACACACACACACACACACACACACACACACCCAACAACCCCAUCAUCAGAUACAGACGGAGGACAAAACACACACCAUGAUACAUAUACACACACACACACACACACACACACACACACACACACACCCAACAACCCCAUCAUCAGAUACAGACGGAGGGCAAAACACACACCAUGAUACACACACACACCCAACAACCCCAUCAUCAGAUACAGACGGAGGACAAAACACACACCAUGAUACAUAUACACACACACACACACACACCCAACAACCCCAUCAUCAGAUACAGACGGAGGACAAAACACACACCAUGAUACAUAUACACACACACACACACACACACACACACACACACACACCCAACAACCCCAUCAUCAGAUACAGACGGGGGACAAAACACACACCAUGAUACAUAUACACACACACACACACACACACAAACAACAAGCCCAUCAUCAGAUACAGACGGAGGACAAAACACACACCAUGAUACAUACACACACACACACACACACACACACACACACACACCCAACAACCCCAUCAUCAGAUACAGAUGGAGGACAAAACACACACCAUGAUACAUAUACACACACACACACACACACACACACACACACACACACACACCCAACAACCCCAUCAUCAGAUACAGACGGGGGACAAAACACACACCAUGAUACAUAUACACACACACACACACACACACAAACAACAAGCCCAUCAUCAGAUACAGACGGAGGACAAAACACACACCAUGAUACAUACACACACACACACACACACACACACACACACACACCCAACAACCCCAUCAUCAGAUACAGACGGAGGAUAAAACACACACCAUGAUACACACACACACACACACACACAGUGUCUCUCUCUCUCACACACACAUUAUAUAUAUAUAUAUAUAUAUACACUCUGUCUCUUCUCAGUGAUGUCAUUUGUAAAUAAACAGUUUUACAGAUAUUUACAAAUCCAUUCUGAAAUUUUGUUAAAGUGCGAAAGAGUUUAAAGGAAUAAUCUGUAAAUGUUCAGUUGAAAAUUUUUUUUUUCUAAGUGAAAUGAUCACACACACACUCACUCACACACACACUUUUGUAUGUGUUUGUGUUUAAAGACUACACAUCAGAGGGUUGUAACCGUGUCCUCACUCAAAACCAUGCCCAUAGAUGGCUAAUCUGAAUUAGCACUGAGUGUGAAUGUGUGUUCUGUGGGAGUUUUCCUGCCCUCCUGCUUCACGGGGUUCUCUGGAGCCACUGGGAUCCCGACCAGGAAAAGUGUUUCUUUAAUCACUGUUUUAAAGGAAUAAAAUUCUAAGUUAGAAAGAAGGUCAGGAAGACAUUGUAACCUGACCUUAAUUCUUCACAAGUCUCUUCAGGCAUAGAUUUGGUCACAUCCUGCAUGUGCUUGGCCUUUUUUGCGCUCACCCUUUUUGUACUCUUUGUGUGGGUUUUGUGGGUUUUUGUUUUUGCUUGUUUGUGAUCUGAGUCCCAUCCACACUCACACUUGCCUUCAUGAGUUUUGCUAAAACAGUAUUGUUUAAAUAAUACACAAUGGUAUAAUACAGCGUACACACUAUAAAACCUACAUGCAGUGUUUUAUUCCUCUUAACCACUGCAGCUUGCAUUGUUUUCAGUUGAUUAGUGUUGGUUGUUGUUUUACAACAACAUUCUUUACAUCACAAAAACCUGCACUUAUAACAGAGGCAUGUAGACUUUUUGUGCCCAUGUGACUGAGCUGUUACAAACUCCCACACUGCUGUGAAAAGAAGGUGAUGUUCCUGAGAGACUCUACAGGGCCCAAUGCAUGACCCUGUUAGAGUCUAAAAUUCAUGGACAAUGUGCAUAAUGACAGUGUGAUCAUCAGUCUGCUCUCCUCCCUCAGAAGGUCUCAUCCCUACACUGAGAACUUCUCCUGGGCUUUAAGAUUAUGGCCUAAAAUGUAAACCAAUAAAGCUUAAGGUUCUUCGGAGUCACACACUGAGCUAGCUACAUAGAUUUGACCAUCUGAUUUCACUGUGAUUGACAGGAGAAAUAGAGUAAACCCCUCCCACCCCAGAGGAUGGCCAGUUUUACUCUUCUGGCUUUUGCUGUCAUUGAGACCGAGAUUUGUUUACUGUUGCACCACUCCGGAGCCCAAAAAUGUACUUUUCUGUAAAUAUUGUAUGAUAUACAAAAUAAGGAACAUCUCGGAUCUAUAUUUUUCCAAAACUGUCACUUCCAUAUAAUUUAUUAAUGGUAAAAUUAUGAAUCCUGUGUUCCCUAAAAUCAGUUCUGUGAGGCUGACAAUAAGAUGCAAGGACAAAUAAAGAAGAGUAACAUGUUUAAAUAAGAUAAAAUAAAUGUUAUGUUCAUGGAAGAACCUCCGAUACUCA
This is a messenger RNA of Tachysurus vachellii, 5178 nucleotides long. RefSeq names its product lanosterol 14-alpha demethylase (gene cyp51a1). NCBI's taxonomy places the organism in Eukaryota, Metazoa, Chordata, Actinopteri, Siluriformes, Bagridae. The transcript has 10 exons. The record is from RefSeq and is a predicted model, not a curated record. Gene Ontology annotation, molecular function: monooxygenase activity; oxidoreductase activity, acting on paired donors, with incorporation or reduction of molecular oxygen; iron ion binding. The coding region runs from base 264 to 1775 and encodes 503 amino acids.